UGCGGGGCUUCCAAAAGGUUGGGCUGCAGCCAUCUCCGGGAGCCGCAGCCCCCUCCCUGCUCCGCCCCCUCGCCAGCCUCCUCCUCGCCAGCCACCUCAGUCCUCGCGAUUCCCCUCUCCGAAGGAGGGUGAAGCUGGUGCUGGUUUCUGUCAGCUCCGCAGACCGCUUAGCGAGCCCUAGCAGAGGAGCUGCGAAUGCACCCUGAAGACCAGAGGACCCUUGGCUGUGGCUCUAAUUACACUUUGCCUAAAGUGGGGGUCGCGGUGGAGUUUCGCCUCCACCUCUCAAUGCGAAAGCUAUGCGGAGAGCAGUCGGCUUCCCUGCACUGUGCCUGCUUCUUAAUCUUCACGCUGCAGGGUGCUUUUCUGCAAAUAAUGACCAUUUUUUGGCAAUUCAUCAUAAGAAAAAUGGGAAGCCAGCAUUCAUCUAUCACCAUUCGCAAGACAUUGAGAAGAGUCUGGAUAUAGCUCCUCAAAAGAUAUAUAAACAUAGCUACCAUUCCUCUUCCCAAGCUCUAAUCAGCAAACGUCACCAAAUUGUUAACUCAGCAUUUCCUAGACCUGCUUAUGACCCGUCUCUUAAUUUGUUGGCUGUAGCUGGUCAGGAUCUUGAAGUGGAAAACCUUCCAAUCCCAGAAGCAAAUGUAAUUGUGGUGACACUACAAAUGGAUGUGAAUAAGUUGAACAUAACCUUGUUACAGAUAUUCCGUCAAGGAGUGGCUGCAGCUUUGGGACUCCUACCUCAGCAAGUGCAUAUCAACCGCCUCAUUGAAAAGAAGAACAGAGUUGAACUCUAUGUCUUGCCCAUAAAUCGAAAAGCAGGUGUGUCUGAUGCUCUGCCAUCUGAGGAAGUACUGCGUUCACUCAAUAUCAAUGUUUUACAUCAAAGUUUAUCCCAAUUUGGAAUUACGGAAGUCACUCCAGAGAAAAAUGUUUUACAAGGGCAGCAUGAAGCGGACAGAAUAUGGAGCAAAGAAGGAUUUUAUGCUGUUGUCAUUUUCCUCAGCAUCUUUGUUAUUAUAGUAACGUGCUUAAUGAUUCUCUAUCGAUUAAAAGAAAAGUUCCAGCUUUCCUUGAGACAAGAUAAAGAGAAAAAUCAAGAGAUCCAUCUGUCACCCAUAACAUUACAGCCAGCACAGUCAGAGGUAAAGAUAGGCCACAGCAUGGUCCAGCCUGAGCAGGCGCCCAAGGUGCUGAAUGUGGUGGUGGACCCUCAAGGUCGAUACCCUCCUGAGAUCAAAGCAACCACCUCUGUGUGCCCUUCUCCAUUCAAAAUGAAACCCAUAGGACUUCAGGAAAGACGAGGGUCCAAUGUAUCUCUAACACUGGACAUGAGUAGCUUGGGGAAUGUUGAACCCUUUGUGGCUAUACCAACACCACGGGAUAAAGUAGCCAUGGAAUAUCUACAGUCAGCCAGCCGAAUUCUGACAAGGUCACAGCUGAGGGACAUCGUGGCAAGUUCACACUUACUCCAAAGUGAAUUUAUGGAAAUACCAAUGAACUUUGUGGAUCCUAAAGAAAUUGACAUUCCACGACAUGGAACUAAAAACCGCUAUAAAACCAUUUUGCCAAAUCCUCUCAGCAGAGUGUGUUUACGACCCAAAAAUGUAACUGAUUCUCUGAGCACCUACAUUAAUGCUAAUUAUGUUAGGGGCUACAGUGGCAAAGAGAAAGAGUUCAUCGCCACACAGGGCCCCAUGAUCAACACCGUAAAUGAUUUCUGGCAGAUGGUUUGGCAGGAAGACAGUCCUGUGAUUGUUAUGAUCACAAAACUCAAAGAAAAAAAUGAGAAAUGUGUACUUUACUGGCCAGAGAAAAGAGGAAUAUAUGGCAAAGUUGAAGUUCUGGUUAUCAGUGUAAAUGAAUGUGAUAACUACACCGUUCGAAACCUCAUCUUAAAGCAAGGAAGUCACACCCAGCAUGUGAAACAUUACUGGUACACAUCAUGGCCUGAUCACAAGACUCCAGACAGUGCCCAACCCCUUCUACAGCUCAUGCUGGAUGUAGAAGAAGACAGGAUUGCUUCCACAGGCCGAGGACCAGUGGUUGUCCACUGCAGUGCAGGGAUAGGUAGAACGGGGUGUUUUAUUGCUACAUCCAUUGGCUGCCAACAAUUGAAAGAAGAGGGAGUUGUUGAUGUGCUAAACAUUGUCUGCCAGCUUCGUAUGGACAGAGGUGGAAUGGUCCAAACCAGUGAGCAGUAUGAAUUUGUGCAUCAUGCUCUGUGCCUGUAUGAGAGCAGACUUUCAGCCAAAACUGUCCAGUGAUCCUUGGAAGCUUACCAGACCAUCAAUCUCUAGGAGUGAUUAACCAAUUACUCACUUGAGGCUUCCAGAAGGAGGUUCCUGCAGUGGAAGGAAAGAGAAGCUCUGAAGCCAGGCUUUGGCACGAUUGUGGAAGAUUUGGCAACACAUUAAAGAUUGCUCGUCCCCUGUGUAUAAUGAAUGCAUCCCUUAAAAUUAUUUCAAAGGUCCUAUGCUGCUGGAGGGAUGAUAGAUUCCUUACACAGCGUAAGGCAGAUUUUGUUUUGUCGGUAUUGACUAUAUAACACAGAGAAUGGGUGCAUGAAAUACUCAAUGACAUGUGUCAUUGGAUGAUGACAAGAAGAGCUGCUGAAGAAAUUAUUAUUGUAUUUUAGAUGCUUCAAUGUUUGCAAAACCUGUCUUGUGAAUGGACUGUCAGCUGUUAAACUGUCCCUGUUUUAAGUGCUAUUACCCUACUCAGUUAUCAGAAUCUUGCCGCUAAAGUUGCAAGUGAUUGAUAAUGGAUUUCUAACCAAAUUAGUCCUUGUUUUUGGAAAUAAAAGAAAAAGAAUCAAAAGCAGUAGCUAUUUUAUAUGAAACUAUGUCGUGAUGAUAUCACCAAUUACAUGUGCAUUGAUCAGUACCUCCUGUCAAUCAGUUACAGAGCACAAUGAUUGUCAUUGGGUAUUAGAUGUAUUUACUCUCUAUUAUUGGGCAGAGAGAUUGUUUCUGCUCCAGAACUCGAUCCACUGUAUUUCUACAUUGUGAGUCAUUUUACUUUUAAGGGAAAAAAAAAUAAACUGGUUUGUAGUAAUUAUGAUAUAUCAAAAACAUUUUAAAUACUGUCUCUCUUUUACUAAAAAGGAAUUUUUGAAUAUGCUGCCUACCUGGACUUUCUCACUCACUAAAAGUUGGAUGCCUUUGGGAAUGAUGUAACCUGUCCCAUUUCUAGAGGAUCUUCAAAAGGACUUUGUUAAGGAUAUGAAUAUCCUUAUAUUUCUGAAAAGGUUUAAUUCUCAAGGGUCAAAUAGAGUUAUAAAAAAAAAUACUACACUCAGCACACUAGAUGUUCUGUUCAAAUUUGAAUUUUAAUGAACUUAUGUUAACUUUGUUUCAUACUGCCAAUAAAUUCCUCUUAAUAUUA
Messenger RNA from Erinaceus europaeus (western European hedgehog), 3387 nucleotides. It is a transcript of the gene PTPRR, whose product is annotated as protein tyrosine phosphatase receptor type R. The coding region runs from base 300 to 2267 and encodes 655 amino acids. NCBI's taxonomy places the organism in Eukaryota, Metazoa, Chordata, Mammalia, Eulipotyphla, Erinaceidae. Gene Ontology annotation, molecular function: protein tyrosine phosphatase activity. The record is from RefSeq and is a predicted model, not a curated record. Gene Ontology annotation, biological process: protein dephosphorylation. The transcript has 14 exons.